Molecule: messenger RNA, 540 nt
Organism: Striga hermonthica
Lineage: Eukaryota; Viridiplantae; Streptophyta; Magnoliopsida; Lamiales; Orobanchaceae
Source: the annotation of a GenBank genome assembly
AUGCCCAAACUGCAGGAAACUGGCAGCAAGAUUAUGUUUUUCUAUUUUUCACAAUUGGUCCUCAGAAUCCUGGUAAUUGCAUUUACGCUGGGUGCUGCGAUUAUCAUGGCCACAAGCCAGCAAACGGUGACCUUCUUCGGGAUUGCAAUGGACGCCCGCUACAGUUACUCCUCUUCUUUCAGGUUCAAUCUGGUUGCAAAUUGUGUAGCAUGCGGGCUCACUGUUUUGUCGGUGAUUCUUGUUAUUUCACUCAAUCCUUCAAAAUCAAAUCCCAACAAGUACUUCUAUUUGCUCUUGCAUGACAUGUUGAGUUUGGUUCUGUUAUUGUCCGGAACCUCGGCUGCAAUGGCGAUUGGGUAUGUGGGGCGAUAUGGGCAAAGCAAAACGGGUUGGAUGCCGGUUUGUGAUCGUGUGGCCAAAUUUUGCGACAAGAUUAUAGCGUCAAUUGUAUCAUCUUUUGUGGCUCUCAUUUGCUUGGUUUUGCUCACAAUCAUGUCUGCUCAUAAGCUCAAAUCUCAUGCAUAUUCCCAUGGCAUUUGA